AUGGCUUCACUAUCUGUAGAAGAGCUUUCUUGUCCCGUAUGCUGUGACAUCUACAAGAAUCCCGUUUUUCUGUCGUGUAGUCACAGUGUCUGUAAAGAGUGCCUUCAACGGUUCUGGAGAAGCAAGAAAACUCAGGAGUGUCCCGUCUGCAGAAGAAGAUCAUCGAAAGAAUAUCCUCCUCCUAAUCUUGUGUUAAAAAACUUGUGUGAGUCGUUCCUGAAGGAAAGAAAGGAGAGGCGUUCAUCAGGAUCUGAGGAGAUCUGCAGUUUACACACUCCUGUGAUUCUGGAUCCAAACACGGCUCAUCGAUCUCUCGUUCUGUCUGAUGAUCUGACCAGUGUGAGAGUCAGCCGUUAUCAACCUGUUCCUCAUAAUCCAGAGAGAUUUGACUGUUAUUCCUGUGUUCUGGGUUCAGAGGGUUUUAACUCAGGAACACACUGCUGGGAUGUUGAGGUUAAACAGAGUAAAUACUGGAGUCUUGGAGUAACUACAAACCAGAGGAAGGGACGUGAUUUCUAUAAGACUGGUGUAUGGUGUGUGGAGUAUCAUCAGUACAGAGUGUCUUUAGGUUCUGGUUUUCGUGUUAAACAGCAGCUUGAUCGAGUGAGAGUGAAUCUGGACUAUAACAGAGGAACAGUGUUAUUCUCUGAUCCU
Sinocyclocheilus rhinocerous is the source of this 654-nucleotide messenger RNA. RefSeq names its product E3 ubiquitin-protein ligase TRIM39-like. The annotation marks the transcript as partial. Lineage: Eukaryota; Metazoa; Chordata; Actinopteri; Cypriniformes; Cyprinidae. The record is from RefSeq and is a predicted model, not a curated record. The transcript is spliced from 2 exons.